CAUGAGGUCCAAUCUUACAUGGGACGCCUGGAGACUUCAGACAAAGAGUCAGUACACUUAGUAGAAAAUGAGAUUCAGGCCAGAAUAGACAAUAUAUUCAGCAACUUGGAGCGCCUGGAAAUCCUGUCCAGCAAAGAACCUCCCAAUAAGCGACAGAAUGCUAAGCUCCGAGUGGACCAGCUGAAGUACGAUGUGCAGCAUUUGCAGACAGCUCUGAGGAACUUCCAGCACCGCCGUUACAUCCGGGAGCAGCAGGAGCGGCAGCGAGAGGAGUUGCUUGCACGUACAUUCACUACUAAUGGGACUCACAAGAAGAUCCUGGAUGUUGCCAACAUGUUGGGUUUAUCCAAUACAGUGAUGCGGCUGAUUGAGAAACGAGCCUUUCAAGAUAAAUACUUCAUGAUUGGGGGAAUGAUUUUGACUUGUGUAAUUAUGUUUCUCGUCGUGCAGUAUCUGACCUGAGCUACUCAACUAUUUAUUGCCAGAGGAGAUUGACUUUUGGAGCAAGAUGGACUGUCCUCCAAACUCUACUUUCCUCUGAGUGCUGCUUUGGAUGAGCCCCUCCUGUGAACUGCAGAGUUUACAAAUCACACAGAGACAUGUCGUGUGGAAAGCACGUAGGGAAACGGAUUUCUCUGGGGAUGCUGUAGUUGAGAAUGGCCCUAUAAAAAUAUC
Molecule: messenger RNA, 675 nt
Organism: Antrostomus carolinensis (chuck-will's-widow)
Lineage: Eukaryota; Metazoa; Chordata; Aves; Caprimulgiformes; Caprimulgidae
Gene: GOSR2
Product: golgi SNAP receptor complex member 2
Exons: 4
Coding region: 19-462 (147 amino acids)
Biological process (GO): vesicle fusion; intra-Golgi vesicle-mediated transport
Cellular component (GO): Golgi apparatus; ER to Golgi transport vesicle membrane; SNARE complex
Molecular function (GO): SNARE binding; SNAP receptor activity
Source: RefSeq, a predicted model, not a curated record